Messenger RNA from Drosophila bipectinata, 380 nucleotides. Its product is annotated as probable serine/threonine-protein kinase DDB_G0278901. NCBI's taxonomy places the organism in Eukaryota, Metazoa, Arthropoda, Insecta, Diptera, Drosophilidae. The record is from RefSeq and is a predicted model, not a curated record.
CCGAUAUGAAAUACCUUUUCGUAGUCGCCUUUAUCGCCCUGGCCAUCCAGUUGGCUAUGGCCGCUUCUAAUUCCACUAAUACCACCACCACGACUACCACUGAGGCAACCACGACGACCACAGAUUCUUCCACAACGACAACCACCGAAUCGUCCUCCACUGGAACGAAGAAAUGCUCCAAGAAGAACAACUGGUGUGGCACAUUCCGGCCCAAGAAGAAGUGCAAGCACCCCAAGAGGUGCCACAAGACCAUCGUGAGGGUGACCCACAGGAAGGGCUAAGCUAAGAAGAAUUUUCAUAAGCUUUAUGCCAAAAGUUUGAGUUAAAGAACGAAACUAGCUAUACGGAAAGAAACUAAAUAUAUAUUCAAUGAAAAAUUA